Messenger RNA from Castor canadensis (American beaver), 2614 nucleotides. NCBI's taxonomy places the organism in Eukaryota, Metazoa, Chordata, Mammalia, Rodentia, Castoridae. The record is from RefSeq and is a predicted model, not a curated record.
UUUAACCAAUAGGCGAGAACGUUGUUGGGUUAGAAACCAAUUAGGAAUCUGGAGGAGGAGAAGCGGCGGUAGUCUGAGGAUGUAGUGACCGAUUUGAAGAAACAUGGGGCUGUAUCAGAGGUGGCGAUCGCUCCGUCUCCGGCUCGGGCUCCUGGGGUUGCAAGCCUUCGAGCUACACUCGGUGCGUGAGGCCUCUGUGUCUGUCACUCCACAUUGGUUGGCGGAGCGAUUUGGCGUCUUUGAGGAGCUAUGGGCUGCUCAGGUAAAAAGGUUGGGAAGCAUGGCACAGAAGGGACCCCGGACUAUUAAGAUAUCACUUCCUGGAGGCCAAAAAGUGGAUGCUGUGGCGUGGAACACAACCCCUUACCAACUAGCCCAGCAAAUCAGUUCAACACUGGCUGAUACUGCAGUGGCUGCUCAAGUGAAUGGAGAACCUUAUGAUCUAGAGCGGCCCUUGGAGACAGAUUCUGACCUCAGAUUUCUGACAUUCGACUCCCCAGAGGGGAAAGCAGUAUUCUGGCACUCUAGCACCCACGUUCUGGGGGCAGCAGCUGAGCAAUUCCUGGGCGCUAUUCUCUGCCGAGGUCCAAGUACAGAAUAUGGGUUUUACCAUGAUUUCUUCCUGGGAAAGGAGCGGACAAUCCAGGGCUCAGAAUUGCCUGUUUUGGAGCAGAUUUGCCAGGAGAUUGUAGCUGCUGCACAACCAUUCCGGAGGCUAGAGGCUUCAAAGGAUCAGCUUUAUCAGCUUUUUAAGGAUAACCCCUUUAAGCUUCGUGUGAUUGAGGAGAAAGUGAGAGGUCCAACAGCAACAGUGUAUGGAUGUGGUAUGUUGGUUGAUCUUUGCCGGGGCCCCCACCUUCGGCACACUGGACAAAUCGGAGGCCUGAAGCUGCUAACGAACUCCUCAUCCUUGUGGAAGUCUUCAGGGGCUCCAGAGACACUACAGAGAGUGUCAGGAAUUUCAUUCCCCACAGCAGAGUUGCUGAGGGAAUGGGAAGCCCAGAGGAAAGAAGCAGAGUUGCGGGACCACAGACGCAUUGGGAAGGAACAGGAGCUCUUCUUCUUCCAUGAACUGAGCCCUGGGAGCUGCUUCUUCCUGCCUCGAGGGACAAGGGUGUAUAAUGCCCUGGUAGCUUUUAUCAGGGCUGAGUAUGCCCGCCGUGGUUUCUCAGAGGUGAAAACUCCCACACUGUUUUCUACAAAACUCUGGGAACAGUCAGGACACUGGGAACAUUAUAGGGAAGACAUGUUUGCCCUGCAGCCCCCAGGCAUAAACAGGCCUGCCAGCUCCCAGAGUGACCACCCUGCCAGUCAUCCCACAGACACACUUGCCCUCAAGCCCAUGAACUGCCCUGCACACUGCCUGAUGUUCGCCCACCGGCCCAGAUCCUGGCGGGAACUGCCCAUUCGACUUGCUGACUUUGGAGUCCUGCACCGGGCUGAGGCCUCUGGCAGUCUGGGAGGACUGACUCGGCUGUGGCGCUUCCAGCAGGAUGAUGCUCAUAUCUUCUGUGCACCAGAUCAGCUAGAAGCAGAGAUACGAGACUGUCUUGAUUUCCUUCGCUCUGUGUAUGCUGUCCUUGGCUUCUCCUUCCGCCUGGCAUUGUCCACCCGGCCAUCUGGCUUCCUAGGGGAACCUAGCCUUUGGGAUGAGGCUGAGCAGGUUCUUCAACAGGCCUUGGAGGAAUUUGGAGAACCCUGGGACCUUAACCCUGGAGAUGGUGCCUUCUAUGGGCCAAAGGCGGGGGCCCUGAAGCAUCCUGUCCUCAUUCACCGAGCAGUGCUUGGUUCUGUGGAAAGGCUAUUAGGAGUGCUGGCAGAAAGCUGUGGAGGAAAAUGGCCACUGUGGCUGUCCCCAUUCCAGGUGGUGGUCAUCCCUGUGGGGACUGAGCAAGAGGAAUAUGCCAGGCAGGUACAACAGAGCCUGCGGUCUGCAGGACUAGUCAGCGACCUGGAUGCUGACUCUGGACUGACCCUCAGCCGAAGAGUCCGCCGGGCCCAGCUUGCCCACUACAAUUUUCAGUUUGUGGUUGGCCAGAAGGAACAGAGUAAGAGAACAGUGAACAUACGGACUCGAGAUAAUCGGCGACUAGGGGAGUGGGACUUGACUGAUGCUAUGGAGAGGCUGCUGGAGCUGCAGAACACCCGGGUCUCCAAUGCUGAAGAAAUUUUCUGAGCCUUUGUAUACAGAUGACGCAAAAACCCUGAGAGCCAUCAGCCUCCCUUCACACAGGAGACUCUAACCCAGCUGAUAGUCCCCCAGAAUCCUCAACUGCAUGUGUCCCCUCUCCUGAAAAUAGACUUGUUUGGGGGCCCCACAGAGGGAGGGAAGCUGUACUGUUUGGAUGGAGAAGAAUGAAAAUAAACUUGAAGCUGCAAGGGCAUGUGUCUUCAUCUCUGACUCCUAAGGACGAUAAAAGGAAGUUCUACUCUGUCUCUUUUGUCCCAGAGUUGAGGAAAAGGGAUAACCAGCCCUCUUACUGGCAGGGUUACUGCCUCAAGCAGUUGUCUUGUUCCUCCAACCCCAAAUUAGUAGGUUUUCAGAUCCAUUCUCCACAAAGGGCAGUAUGCAGGUGGAGAACCUGAGGCAUAAACUAAGGUCUCAAGUGUCUCC